CGAGACUUUUGCGAAAUGAGAUAUUGACUAUCUCAAGUACGAGAAGUAUAACGUCCGAAAGGAGUAUUUCCACCCCUGGAAGUACGUGCCCGAAGUGCGGUUCAGUAAACACGAGAACGAAAGCAAGGGCAACCCCGAUAAGUCAAUAACGGGUAAGCCCGCCCCCGCCGACUACGACUGGGCCACGUCCAACACAGCUGAGCGCUCCUACACAAUGCGUGACGUACUCCUCCAUCGGGACCGCACGACAGAAUACUCACUCAGCACCUGGGGCCAAGUCCACCUGGAGGAAUGGAGCAAUGCAACAGGACAUAGCUGGCGCAAAUGGGUGGACAUCUACCCGCAGUGGACGGGGCAGUAUGAGUGGUCAUGGGGAGUGAUGCCCAUCCUCAACGACGCGUCCUGUUUCUGGGAUUCAACCAACUUCUGGAGCCACAGAGACUGGGGCUUGCUCGAGAUUAGCAACGGUGAGCCAAUGCUCGAGGAUAGUUAUAGCCAUUUGGCCUUUUGGGCCGCUAUCAAGAGCCCUCUUGUCAUUGGGACGAAGCUGGAAGGUAUCAAGCGGGAGAUCCUAGAGAUCCUGAUGAAUCGCAAGUUGAUCACUUUCAAUUAGUACCCAUCCACGGCGCAUCGGCAGCGCCAUACAGUAGCGUUAACCCGGAUUCCAUAUUGAAUCAGAUACAUCCGGCUGAGUUACGGUCCGAGAAGUCAGUCGCGGGGAUGCAUGUAUUUGGCUUGAACACGCUGAACUAGACGAUGACCAAGGAGAUUGUGUUCUCCGUGAUGCCAGAGCUAGAGACGAGCUAGAGACGAGCUAGAAGUAUAAAUUUCAUGAUAGGUGGACGGGAAGGUCUUGCAGUCCUUUGCGCAUGCUGUGAAUGUCAAGGUUCGGGGCUGAGGAUUACACCCAAGAUUCGUAAGUGGGGUUGGUGGAUAUUCUGAUGAAAGGAGCAGUCUAGAAGAGAGCCGCUGACUGGUCCAAAUCCAACACUGAUGAAACCAGAUUUACUCACAAAAUGGAGUGUUUCUGAAAUUUG
Molecule: messenger RNA, 1037 nt
Organism: Pseudomassariella vexata
Lineage: Eukaryota; Fungi; Ascomycota; Sordariomycetes; Amphisphaeriales; Pseudomassariaceae
Exons: 2
Coding region: 215-613 (132 amino acids)
Biological process (GO): carbohydrate metabolic process
Molecular function (GO): hydrolase activity, hydrolyzing O-glycosyl compounds
Source: RefSeq, a predicted model, not a curated record